This is a messenger RNA of Aphanomyces astaci, 1657 nucleotides long. RefSeq lists its product as hypothetical. Bases 71 to 1591 code for a protein of 506 amino acids. Gene Ontology annotation, cellular component: plasma membrane. Gene Ontology annotation, molecular function: phosphatidate cytidylyltransferase activity. The transcript has a single exon. The record is from RefSeq and is a predicted model, not a curated record. Gene Ontology annotation, biological process: CDP-diacylglycerol biosynthetic process. NCBI's taxonomy places the organism in Eukaryota, Oomycota, Saprolegniomycetes, Saprolegniales, Verrucalvaceae.
CCGUAAUGGCUGGGCGUAAAGUGUGCGUGGAAUAAAACGAAGAAGCACUCUUGCCUUGCAAUCGGACUCCAUGCGGCAGUCCGUGCCCGCCGCCACCUGCGCUCCUGAUUGGACCAACGACGAUGGGCAACAGGGUCAGAUGACCACUGACGUCGAGGACGACCAGACAGGGCUGCAAGCGGCGCGCCAGCAGUUCAAGGGCGAGGUGGUCGAGCCGCCCACGUCUCAGCGCGUGAGCGCGAACCCCCUCAUUGCAGCGUUCCAGACCAACAACAUGGUGCAGCGCAUCGUGUCUGGACUUCUCCUCGGUGCAGCAGUCAGCGUGUAUUUGGCGCUCGGGCCGGCCGCUGCGCCGAUCCAUCUCUGUUCGUUUGUCGUGUCUGUGUGCAACUAUGAGUACGCGUGGCUGUCUCACCGCAUCGCGUAUCGCUUCACCGUCACGUACGCGCACCAGUCGCAGGAGGACGACGCGGUCAUGGACAUCGUGCCGCUGGACGUGACGUCCGUGGCGGCGUCGCGGCUGCCGUUCGGGGCGCGGUAUCCCAAGCUUGUGGCCGGGGCCGUGGCAUUUUUCGGCACAGGCAUCGUGACCACGGCCUUCAUCCUGCUGCAAAUCCAUGUGUUCCACUACGAAACCGUGACGUACAUGAGCAUCUACCAGACGCCCAUCGUGUACACGUGGAUCGAUUUCAUCCUCCUGAUUGCCAUCUCGACAUGGAUCACCGUCUACUGCGCCAUGCUCACGCCGACGUUCGCGUCCGCCGUCAACCUCGUCAUGCAGCAGUGCAUGUACUCGCUACCGCUGGUUACGCACUUCACAUGCUAUCGGUACGACGCCCAUUGCUACCAAGUCGGAUUCACGAGUGCGCCGAAGGUCAACAUUGUCGUGCUCGUGCUCAUCAACCGCGUGCCAUGGUGGCGCCACGUGUCCAAGACCCAGACCAUCGAGGCGGUUCUCCAUGUGAUUCUGGACGUCGUGGGCUUUGCUUACAUCGCCAUGCUCAUGACCCCCGUGGCGGGCAUCCUCAUGGAGAUCGACGAAGGCGCGCGCAUCGCGCUUGGCUUUCUCGCCGUCGUAUGGGGCGUCGACACGGGCGCGUACUUCUGCGGCCAUCUGCUCAAGUCCAUCGGGUACAAGCGGUCGCAUUUCCUCGCUCGACACAUCAGCCCCAACAAGGACAUAGAGGGCAGCAUCGGCGGCAUCCUCUUGGGGCUGGCCGCCACGCUCAUUGUGGACGCGCUCUGGAUCAACAUGAAGGCCAUCUCAGUCAACGACGAACUCCUCGCGAAGCACCGCCGCGAACAUGUGUGGCGCAUCGUGUUUGCCGUCGUCGGCGGCGCCAUCUCGCGGUACGGUGACCUUUUUGCGAGUCUGUUGAAGCGCCUCGCGGGGGUCAAGGACACAGGGACGCUCAUCCCGGGCCACGGCGGGCUCCUGGACCGGGUAGAUGCGAUGCUGUUUCUAGGCGCUGUGUUCGUGUUGUACCAUCGCAUUGGAUCACCGAGCAAUUAUGAUGCAGACAUCUCGGACUGGUACCAUGACCUGGUCCACCUGCGCAACGAUAUCUUGGCGGCACAAGGACGAGGAUAACUACAUCGACCGUGUCCUCGAUAUUUAUGUAGUGUAUAUAUAUUGUAUAAUAUAUACUCCGAGUAU